AUGGGAAAUCAUGUACUAGCAGCUUCGAUUUCCAUGCUCUCCCUUCUUGCAAUAAUGGGAGACACAGACAGUAAAACAGACAGUUCGUUCAUGAUUGACUCAGACCCAGGUCGCUGUAUGAGGCAUCAUUAUGUUGAUUCCAUCAGUCAUCCAUUGUACAAGUGUAACUCAAAGAUGGUGCUGCUGGCUCGCUGCGAGGGACGCUGCAGUCAGACAUCACGCUCUGAGCCGAUGGUCUCCUUCAGCACAGUCCUAAAACAACCAUUCCGUUCUACCUGCCACUGUUGCCGGCCCCAGACCUCGAAGCUGAAAGCAAUGAGAUUGCGCUGCUCAGGUGGCAUGAGGCUCACUGCUACCUACCGCUACAUCCUGUCCUGCCAUUGUGAAGAGUGCAACUCCUAG
Messenger RNA from Emys orbicularis (European pond turtle), 402 nucleotides. It is a transcript of the gene NDP, whose product is annotated as norrin cystine knot growth factor NDP. Bases 1 to 402 code for a protein of 133 amino acids. NCBI's taxonomy places the organism in Eukaryota, Metazoa, Chordata, Testudines, Emydidae. Gene Ontology annotation, molecular function: cytokine activity; frizzled binding. The transcript is spliced from 2 exons. Gene Ontology annotation, biological process: Wnt signaling pathway; positive regulation of DNA-templated transcription; Norrin signaling pathway. The record is from RefSeq and is a predicted model, not a curated record.